This is a messenger RNA of Equus caballus (horse), 14898 nucleotides long. It is a transcript of the gene TSHZ2, whose product is annotated as teashirt zinc finger homeobox 2. Gene Ontology annotation, biological process: regulation of transcription by RNA polymerase II. The record is from RefSeq and is a predicted model, not a curated record. Gene Ontology annotation, cellular component: nucleus. NCBI's taxonomy places the organism in Eukaryota, Metazoa, Chordata, Mammalia, Perissodactyla, Equidae. Gene Ontology annotation, molecular function: DNA-binding transcription factor activity, RNA polymerase II-specific; DNA binding.
CCCAUUAUAUAACCAGCUAUUGAGAAAGAGAAGAGAGUGAAAGUAAAGUUUAAAGACUCCCGGAGCAAGGCUGGGAGAGAUUCUGCAGCCCAGAGUCAACUACUCCUGCAUAUUUCCCUCCGGAUUCUCUCCAAGGCUGGGUCCAGCUCCCAAAUUCCCUCCUUCCCAGUUCCCAGUCUUUUGGAGUCAUUUUAACAGAAGUUUUUGGAAGGCGGGGAUCCUACCUUAUGCAUCCCAGCAUCUCCUGUGCUUGGGGCAAUGCCUGGCACCUGACACAGCUGAUAUUUGUUAAAUCAUUGAAUGUAUCACAAACACCAAAUCAACAGGCGUGGGGCUUCUACAGAAUAUGGCGGAUUCAUGGCGCACUUGCUGCAGCCUCAGUCUUCUUUCUGUUCAGGCCUUAAUUCCGUACCUCUUGAUCCUAUAACUGUAGUUCCUUGACUACAGGACUAUGGAGUUUUAGUCAAUACGCUAUGGUCCCUAUCGCAAUGCUCCACAAAGGUGUAUUGGGUAAUUAGAAUUAAUUAGAAUUAAUACCCUUCUGUUGACUUCGCCAUAGAGUUUUCUCUGCCUCGGUUGCCUAAGGAUUAGGCUGGGAUAGGAUGGGGCUGGUCAUGGGUGGAGUCCGCAUGGGUGAUUUAGGGUAAGUAAGUUAACGACACACAUGAGAAGGAGAAAUGAGCACUUGCCUUCCAGGUGGGGAUGUUAAAAAUGAUUCAACAACAACAACAAAGAUUAAACAGCACUUUGCAAACAGUGACAAUAACAUGUUGUGGCUGACUAGCAGGAUGGGGGAAGUUAAGUUUCCUAUAGCCCCAAAGAACUGUUAAGAAAAAUAUUUGUGGAACUAGUCCUCCUUGGUAAUGCUCCACCAGGGAGGGCGAAGGCAGCCGAUGAGUGGGAGGUGCACCUGGGACACGUCCCAGAUGACACUGUUCAGGCCUCCGUUGUGGUGGGUACACGGUGGGGAGUGGGGACUGAGGAGCUGGCCAGGUGAAACCCCAUCACAAUGACCACAGUAACAAUGUCACCGCUUGAACUCCUAAAUUAUAUUGCUAUCUAAGCCUGAUUCAGCUGUAUAGGUAGCAAUGUUGAGUAUGUCUGAUUCCCAAAGAACAAAGGCUUUUUUAACAGAGCUUCUCAAAGGGGAGUAAGCAAAAGGUUCACCUGUGGAGGCGGGGGGGUUGCUUGUUCAAAAUGCAGAUUCCAAAACCCUCAUCCAGAAGUUUCUGUUAGAAGGUCUAGGACAGUGGUGCUCAACCAGGGGUAUUUUGUCCCCCAGGGAACAUUGAGCAAUGUCUGGAGACAAGUUUGGUUGACACAACUUAGGUGGAAGGGUUUGGCAUCUAGUGAUUAGAGACCAGAGAUGCUACUAAACAUCCCACGUUGCACAGAACAGCCUCCAAAACAAAGAAUUAUGGCCCAAAUGUCAAUAGUGCCAGGGUUAGAACAUCUUCUAGAAUAAGGCCUAGGAAGGUGCAUCUUAACAAGGGCCUCAGCGGAUUUCAGUGCAGGAAGUAGAAGCCCUGAGUUGGAAAGACCUAGACAAUGCCUGUCUUUUUCUUAUAAGGGCAUCACUAUCCGAGUUCCCUUUUUGCCCAACUCCUCUUCCCUAUUGAGCACUCAGCUUUGACCUGACUCUCCUCAUGAAGCCCUGCCUGAUAACCAUCCUCCCUUCCUCCAGGUCCAGGUCACCUGCCCCUGCUAAGUACAGCUCCUGCCCCAGCACACAUCAUUUGCCCCUUUAAAUGUUUGUCUCUCCCACUGGAACGAGAGCUCCUUGAGAGCAAGGUCCAGGCUCAGACCCGUCCGCAGCACCUCAAAAGGUGCCUGGCCUGCAGCAGGGCUCUAUAAGCACAUGUUGGCUUGAACACGCCUCAGCUGGAAGGACGUCUCCUGCCCUGAGCCCAGAGCUGCCGCCUCUUUCAGAUGCUGUCACAGGACCCAACAGCAACAUCUUCAUGGGGCUUAUCACUCUGAAAUUAUCUUGUUUAUCUGUUUGCUUACUUUUCAUUCAUUCAAAAAAUAUUUUCUUGGGCACCUACUAUGCGUCAUGUCCUUUGCCAUCAUUGGGCUAUAAUAGUAAACAAGAGGCAAAAAUCCCUCCUCCCAACAGAACUUAUACUCUAGAGGGGGAACUUGGCCAAUAAACAAAAUGGAAAACUGUAUAUAAUAUGAUGUGUGACAUUGGUAAGCCCAGGGGAGAAAAAUAAAAUAGAGAAAUGGGAUAGGGAGUGGGGCUGUGUGCGUGAAAUUGUACGUAAAGGAGGCCUCGGGGAGGUGACAUUUAAGCAAAGACUGGAUAUCUGGGGGUGACUUGAGUGCUCCCCCAUUAGAAUAUAAACAGUAAGAGGACCAGGAUCUUUCCUUUCUCUACAGCUGCUGUGUCUCCAGAACAGGCACAUAGUAGGUGCUCAAUAAAUACUCUUUGAACAAAACAAAGAGAAGAAUAUGCUAUUAAAAUAUCCAGGAGGCAGAUGGGAGAUGACCGAGAACGUGGCAGGGUAGGGGCAUUAAACUUAAGGGGAGUGGAGGACAUCUUUGUGGUCAGACUAAGAGACGCAGAGGAGUGGAGGAUGGAGGUCAUCACUGGAUAAGGUGCCCUCCCCUUUUCCUGCCCAAAGCAAACCCAAGUUCUUACCCUCCUAAUGUUGUUAAAGGUCCCCGCUGGUCAGCUAACCCGGCCCCCUGCGUCUCCCUUCCCAGCGGCGGAGUUAAGCCAUCACCCUGCCCCCUUUUCUCGCGCAUCUCCUCCCUUCUCAUCCCCUCCCUGGAGGGGUGUCCCCGCGCCUGGUGGGCAAAUUCUUGCACCAGCGAAGAGGGCGCACCGAGGAGCCCUAGCCCGGCGGCACGCCCGGGUCCCCGCCCCCAGCCCCUCUCCCUGGCGGGACACUGUCCCUUUAAUAGACUCCCUCUGCCUGGCGCUCUGCGGCUGGGGAGUAAAUUUCUCCCUGUCAUCAGGUCGCGGGGAGAGGAGGAGGAGGAGGAGUUUGUUAAUGUUCAGUUUGUUCAGCGGGAUCGAUGUUUGCUGGCAUCGCCUCGCCCUGUCUUGUGUGUGUGUGAGAGUGUGUGUGUGUGUGUUUGUGUGUGUGUGCAUAUGUGGGGGGUGUGAGUGUGUGUGAGAGGAAGCGAGAGUGCGUGCGUGUGUGUGUGUGUGUGUGUCUGUGUGUGUCUGUGUGUGUGUGAGUGUGUGUGAGUGAAUUCCAGAUUUUCUGUCUUUCCCAAACCCGCUCCUGUCCUCUCGCAUAUCACUCACAGACGGGGAUCUGACAGCAGCCACAAACCUACAGUGAGUGAUCUCUCUCUCCCCCCAGCACGAAUCCGCCAUAGAGAUCGGCGAGGAGGAGGAAGAGGAGGAGGAGGAGGUGGUGGUGGAGGAGGAGGAGGAGGGAAAGAGAAGGAAGAAGAAGAGAAAGAAGAAGAAACCACUACCUUCCCAGGAUUGCCUUUUUUUUCCUUAUCUUUACGCGCGCGUGUGCGUGUGGCGCGUGUGCGCCCCUCGUCCCUUCCAUCCGAACCCGGUCUUGGAUGUUUAAUAAAGAAAUCAAGUGUCUCAACAGUCACCAAAAAAAAAAAAAACAAAAAAAAAUUUCCAAAAAGCAAAAACAAAAAGAGAGAGAGAGAGGAAAAAAAAUCAAAACAAACAAACAAGGCAGAACCAACCUCUACUUCAAACCAGCCGGCGCAAGCCACCCGUGUCUGCCGCCCAGAGAGGGGGGUCUCUGGUCCGUGGUGGAGGAGUUGCAGGGGGGAUCGUCAGGGGGACAGAGGCCGAGUGACGCCCUAGGAGCCACCGGGCAGGAGGCGGAGGAGACCCAGAGAGGAGAGAGAGACAGCGGGCCCCCGCGCGCUGCUCGGGGCUGGGGCGCCAGAAGUGGGACUGGAGCGAAGUAGAGCGAUGCCAAGGAGGAAACAACAGGCACCCAAGCGGGCGGCAGGCUACGCCCAGGAGGAACAGCUGAAGGAAGAGGAGGAAAUAAAAGAAGAGGAGGAGGAGGAGGAAGACAGUGGUUCUGUGGCUCAGCUUCAGGGCAGCAAUGACCCAGGGACAGACGAGGAGCUAGAAACGGGCCCAGAGCAGAAAGGCUGCUUCAGCUACCAGAACUCUCCAGGAAGUCAUUUGUCCAAUCAGGAUGCUGAGAAUGAGUCUCUGCUGAGCGAUGCCAGUGAUCAGGUGUCAGACAUCAAGAGCGUCUGUGGUCGAGAUGCCUCAGACAAGAAAGCAAGCAUGCACCCCAAGCUUCCAAAUGAAGCCCACAAUUGCAUGGAUAAAAUGACUGCUGUCUAUGCCAACAUCUUGUCUGAUUCCUACUGGUCAGGCCUUGGUCUCGGCUUCAAGCUGUCCAACAGCGAGAGGAGGAAUUGUGACACCCGAAAUGGCAGCAACAAGACUGAUUUUGAUUGGCACCAAGACGCUCUGUCUAAAAGCCUGCAGCAGAACUUGCCUUCCAGAUCUGUGUCAAAGCCCAGCCUGUUCAGCUCCGUCCAGCUGUACCGGCAGAGCAGUAAGAUGUGUGGGACUGUGUUCACAGGGGCCAGUAGAUUCCGGUGUCGGCAAUGCAGUGCUGCCUAUGACACCUUGGUCGAGCUGACUGUGCACAUGAACGAAACGGGCCACUAUCAAGAUGACAACCGCAAAAAGGACAAGCUUAGACCCACGAGCUAUUCAAAGCCCCGGAAAAGGGCUUUCCAGGAUAUGGACAAGGAGGAUGCUCAAAAGGUUCUGAAAUGUAUGUUUUGUGGCGACUCCUUCGAUUCCCUCCAAGAUUUGAGCGUCCACAUGAUAAAAACAAAACAUUACCAAAAAGUGCCUUUGAAGGAGCCAGUACCAACCAUUUCAUCGAAAAUGGUCACUCCGGCAAAGAAACGCGUCUUUGAUGUCAAUCGGCCAUGUUCCCCCGAUUCAACCACAGGGUCAUUUGCAGAUUCGUUUUCUUCUCAGAAGAAUGCCAACUUGCAUUUGUCCUCCAACAACCGCUAUGGCUACCAAAACGGCGCCAGUUACACCUGGCAGUUUGAAGCCUGCAAGUCCCAGAUCUUAAAGUGUAUGGAGUGUGGGAGCUCCCACGACACCUUGCAGCAGCUCACCACCCACAUGAUGGUCACAGGUCACUUUCUCAAGGUCACCAGCUCUGCCUCCAAGAAAGGGAAGCAGCUGGUGUUAGACCCCCUAGCUGUGGAGAAAAUGCAGUCAUUGUCAGAUGCCCCAAACAGUGAUUCUCUGACUCCCAAGCCAUCAAGUAAUUCAGCUUCUGACUGUACAACCUCUACAACUGAAUUGAAAAAAGAGAGUAAAAAAGAAAAGCCAGACGAGAUCAACAAGGAAGAGAAGGUCCUGAAAAGCGAGGAAUACGAAGACCCUCUACAAAAACCUUUAGACCCUACAAUAAAAUAUCAAUAUCUAAGGGAGGAGGAUUUGGAAGAUGGUACAAAGGGUGGAGGGGACAUUUUGAAGUCCUUGGAAAAUACUGUUACCACAGCCAUCAACAAAGCCCAAAAUGGGGCUCCCAGCUGGAGCGCAUACCCCAGCAUCCAUGCAGCCUACCAGCUGUCGGAGGGCACCAAGCCAUCUUUGCCUAUGGGGUCCCAGGUACUGCAGAUUCGGCCCAAUCUCUCCAACAAGUUAAGGCCAAUUGCACCAAAGUGGAAAGUCAUGCCACUGGUUUCUGUGCCCACGAACCUGGCCCCAUACACUCAAGUUAAGAAGGAGCCUGAAGACAAAGAUGAAGUCGUGAAGGAGUGUGGGAAAGAAAGUCCCCAUGAAGAGGCGUCCUCUUUCAGCCACAAUGAGGGGGAUUCUUUCUCCAAAAGCGAACCCCCUGCAGAAUCCAAAACGGCUGAGCCCUGUCUCCUGAAAGAGGAGGACAAGCUAAUGAAAGAGGGCGGUGAGAAAGAGAAGCCCCAGCCCUUGGAGCCAGUGUCUUCUCUUAGCAACGGAUGUGCCCUCGCCAACCAUGCUUCGGCCCUGCCGUGCAUCAACCCGCUAAGCGCCCUGCAGUCUGUCUUGAACAAUCACCUGGGCAAAGCCACGGAACCCUUGCGCUCUCCUUCCUGCUCCAGCCCAAGCUCAAGCACAAUGUCUAUGUUUCACAAGUCGAAUCUCAGCGUCAUGGACAAGCCAGUUUUGAGUCCUGUCUCCUCGAGGCCGGCCAGCGUGUCCAGGCGCUAUCUGUUUGAGAACAAUGAUCAGCCCAUCGACCUGACCAAGUCCAAAAGCAAGAAAGCUGAGUCCUCGCAAGCACAAUCCUGCACGUCCCCACCUCAGAAGCAUGCUCUGUCUGACAUUGCUGACAUGGUCAAAGUCCUCCCCAAAGCCACCACCCCAAAGCCUGCCGCCUCCUCGAGGGUCCCUCCCAUGAAGCUGGAAAUGGAUGUCAGGCGCUUUGAGGAUGUCUCCAGCGAAGUCUCGACUUUGCAUAAGAGAAAAGGCCGGCAGUCCAACUGGAACCCACAGCAUCUUCUGAUCUUGCAAGCUCAGUUUGCCUCGAGCCUCUUCCAGACAUCCGAGGGCAAAUACCUGCUGUCCGAUCUGGGCCCACAAGAGCGAAUGCAGAUCUCAAAGUUUACGGGACUCUCUAUGACCACUAUCAGCCACUGGCUGGCCAACGUCAAGUACCAACUUAGGAAAACAGGCGGGACAAAAUUUCUAAAAAACAUGGACAAAGGACACCCUAUCUUUUAUUGCAGUGACUGUGCCUCCCAGUUUAGAACCCCUUCUACCUACAUCAGUCACUUAGAGUCUCACCUAGGUUUCCAAAUGAAGGACAUGACCCGCAUGGCCGUGGAACAGCAAAGCAAGGUGGAGCAAGAGAUUUCCCGGGUGUCGUCGGCUCAGAGGUCUCCGGAAACAAUAGCUGGCGAAGAGGACACAGACUCUAAAUUCAAGUGUAAGUUGUGCUGUCGGACAUUUGUGAGCAAACAUGCAGUAAAACUCCACCUAAGCAAAACGCACAGCAAGUCACCCGAACACCAUUCACAGUUUGUAACAGACGUGGAUGAAGAAUAGCCUGCAGGACAAAUGCCUUAGUUUCAACUUUCCAGCCUGGAUCCCCCUCACACUGAGUCCUUCUUCGUGGCACCACCGGCUUCUGACAUUGAACUCCUCCUGACACCCUGCUCUGAGAAGACUGCCAAAAAAAAAAACCACCCCCGCCAUUUCUCUUCAUCCUCACUAACAAUUUGGUAAUGAAGUAUUGAUUUCCACUUCUCUGGUUACGGACGAUAUUAGAUUUUCAUUGAUAAACUGCAAUGGGGCUGUCUUGUCUCCACGGUCCCCUUUUCACUGUCACGAGAAAACAAAGUGCCACUGAAGAAAAAUAACGACCGAGAACAUUGAUGUACUUAUUUUGUCAGUUUGUAACACUUGACAGGAAAGGGUGGGGAAAGUGUAAGUCUUCCUAGUUUAAUGUCCACGUGGGCUGCACUAUAUGUAGAAGCUUGGGAGCAUACUUUUCAUGGUAAUGUCCAUUUCCUAUUUAUAACCCCUCUGGGAACGUUUGUCUAAAGGAAAUGUUUCUGUUCAGUGCAACAAUUACAGUUGCACCUGGAUUGCCCAGUCCUGCCCCUGCACUGGGGAGCCAUUAGUCACCACAAAGUGGAAGAAUUAUUAAGUUAAACCAUAGUUUGAGCCAAGAAAACCUCUGAACAAUGUUCAUCUUCUGUGAAAGUUGUUCAAAUAGUUAGGCUUAACCAUGUCGCUGCCAAAGACUUUUUCCCAUGCAGUGGUAGGCAUCUCUACUAUCAUCAUUAUCUUAAUUGGUUAAAAAUAAUAAUUUUAAGCAUGCAUCACUGUCAUAGGAGACCCGCAUAUCGGGAGAAUUGGGGAAAUUGGUGAAUCCGAGAGAAAGCAAGAAGAUGAGAUCACCGCAGCGUGGAAAGUUCAGCAGCAGCCUUUCCUGGUAAUCUCUUUGUGCGGGACCCGCUGUUGACGAGCUCUAACACGCUGCUCAGCUUCCGAAGCAACAGAAAGCAUGAAACAGGGUGUCCAUUUUAAAUGUGUUCCUGCAACUUUUUUCAUUAAAACUUUGAGGGCCCAAUUUUAAUUUGUGGAAUAUUCCCGUUAAUAAUGAGAUCUAAUUAAGACAUCCAUUAAAAGCCCGUUAAAGUUAAUUUAACGUAAAAAUUCCAAUAGAACUGUAUUAGAUUUUCUCCAUUAAAUUAACGUUAUGGAUUUUUAACGGAUGUCUUAAUUAUACGUUAUUAUUAACGGGAAUACUGUAUUACACAGAUUAAAAUCAGGUCCUAAGUCAACUUGGAAAAGCUCAGAGCAUGUUUUAAUAUUAAAAGUCUUGCAUACCUAGCGCACAGUUUGGAAAUUGCAGGGGCAGAUCUGUUUACUCUAGAUGAGCAUUUUCUAUACAACCAAAAGCAACCUAUAAUAGAUAAAUCCAUCAUUGCAUUUAAACAAUGAAUUUCUUUAUUCUCAAAGGACAAAUAAGUCUGGAUUGUGUCGUAAACUGCUACUCAGCUAUCGGUGAAAAAUUUAAACUAUUCUAGGCACAACACUAGGAACUAGAUGAUUCUGAAACAAACCAACUAUUUUCUGUUGUUGCUUUAAUUACCAAGGUUAUCACAAAAAAAAAUCUCAACACUAACAAAAUGAAACCAGAUAUAUCCAAAUAUAUCCUUUUUACCAUUUCUCGUAGAGGCUGCCUGUUGGAAUUGUUUUGGAAAUUUUGACAUGAUCCCUAAAUUCAACAUUGGGAUUAAAAAAAAAAAAAAACUUCUUAUUUACCUCCUAGGGAAAGUGUUGCCCUUAUGCCACAUAUAAUAGCAAAUUGCUUUUUUUAUGGCUUGCAUAACCUAGAUGGGAAAAAAUAUGGCGCUUCGGGGAAGGAGGGAAAAAGUAAAUGAAGUUCCAGGAAUGUCAUUCUGAAGUAAUGAGGCAUGGACAGAAAAUAUACCCCUCACAUCAUCGGAUUGAGAUGGCAGUCGAAAUAGCUUCAUUGAAGUGUCAGCACUCAUCCAUCAAUCAAUCAGCCACAAGGAAAAAUAGCAACCGUACAACGGGGCGGCUUUUAUGGGAUUUACUCAUGGGCAUAGGGAAUAGCGGCUCAAAUGUAGUUCUGACAUGAAAAGCAAGGUGCUGAUAUUAUUUUUUAUGAUGGGAGGAUCAUAAAGUGAAUUGAGAACAGCGAGGUCUGUCUUUGCUUAACCUAUUCAACCAGAAAUGAAUGGAGCUCGACUGGAAAGGGACCAUCUUCCGAUGGGUUAAGAUUGAAGAGUGGACUCUACCGAGCACUGUCCUUCGACAUUGCAGUUCUAUUAAAAGAAAAUCAAUGCAUUGGCGUUGGGGUUCUUGAAGCUGUUAAAAAUUGCCUGCUCCAACCCAGGGUUAUUAGAUAAAGUUACAUAAUUCAGAUUCUGCCACAACCGUCCAAAAGCAGAUUCUUGAGCUCUUCCUUCAACUGGGGGGAGACGACACAAUUCUCAACUCCGUGGAAAUUGUUUCCCUUCUAAGAAAGAAAAAAUAAAUCCUCUGCUUCAAUAUAUAAUCUAUAUGGUUUUGUUAGCGCAAUUUCUUUGCAGGGGUGGAGUGGGAGACAAGAGACAAAAAUAUUGAUAAAUUUGGUAAGACUCAUGAAUUGUCGCUUGGUAACCGUAAAUGUCACUGCUGAGGGACAGCUGCCAAUGUUCUCCUUAGGAAACAAGAUCUGGGCUCGCAUUGUGAGAUACACACAGCUCUCAGUGUAUUCCUAGAGAACAGGCCUGUCUUCAUUUGGUAAGCCCUGUGAGGCUUCUAGAAACUUCUUUCUGGAUGGAAAAACUAACAUGAACUCAGGAAAAUGUUUUUACCUGCUUUCAUACCAUUCUUUUCCUCUCUCUGAAUAAACGUAGUUCUGAUAAACUGGAACUUUAGAUGUGGAAAGGAAGAUGACAUGCAAAUAGCAUGCAAAUUACACUCAAGUAUCUCCAUUCCGCCACCAGCUCUUAGUAUCAGUGAAGAUGAGAGAUCGCCUUUCCCUCUCUAUCCCUCUUUCUAGCUAAGGCCACCAACCAGCUGCAAAUUGAAAUGUCCAUUGAAAAGACUGUACAUAAAUAUUUAAGUGCUAUGUAUUUGGCCCCAUUUUGUAGUUCAGCAAAUUCACCAAAUAUACAGCAUGUUGCAAAGCACAGGGGACACAAGGCAGAACAGGAAACACAAUUUAUUCAACAAAUUUAUUCCACCAAUAUUAGUGGGCACCUACUCUGUGCACAACACAGUUCUAGGUGCUGUGGGACACAACAGUGAACAAUUCAACAACAUCGUGGUCCUCCUGUGGUUUACAGCAGCACCUCAAGGUAGCUGAGACCAGAGACCCAGAGAGGCGCUCACACGGGGUCUAACUCCCCUCGUGUUUUAUUCUUGUUUUUCAAAAUAAUGAUAUUUCAGAAUAGGGAAUUCUCCUUCUGAAAAGCAUACAGGGAGGAAAUAGCUUAAAAAUAUGUCAAGGCCUAAAAGCAGAAUAUAAUCAUAGAAUAAAUUGCAUAGCCUAGACGGUCCCCACAGAAUUUUUUUAAGGUCACAAAUAGAUUUCUUAAAACUCACCCCCAAAAUGUGCCUGCUCCAUUGUUGGAGUCUUGCAUAAUUAAUGUCACAGGCACAAGCUGCUGAACUGAGUUGAAAUGCAGAAAACAAACAAAUGAAAUGACAUAUUUGGGAAGCAUUUAUGUAACUCUGGUUAAGGAGUGAGGAGGUAUGUGUGAGAGUGUGCGUGUGUGUGCGUGCGUAUUCAUAUAGAUAUAUGAAUCUCACUAUUGUUUUCCAGGGUCUAUGCAAAGUCCACAAGUAAGAGUCUAUGAUUUUCUGAAACUUUUCACAGUAAAUCCAAAGAUUGCAAGGCCUGACGAGGUGCUUGCAUUCCGUGGCUUUUCCAUCUGUCACUUCCCAGGUUAUUUGACUGUUAUUUGGUAUUCAAAGCUUUUUCAUCAGGUUUCAUUUUUCUAAGCUUGUUAAAUGUUUUUGUUAAAAAAAACAUUAAAAAUGUCAUUUUCACUUUAUCUUCUAUUCUCUGCAACAAGAAUAGAAGUGUGUUGAUGAAUGCUAAAAUAAUAAUAAGGAAAUCUAUCGCAGGCUUUAAACACACACACACAUAUAUGUAAUUCUAAAGAGCAAUAAAAGCAGUAUCUUUUUUGAACAUGCAUUAGGCAAAAAAAAAACAAAUCACAGCUAAACUUUCGCUUUAUUAUUUUUCCCCUGUGAGAUGUUAAAAUGCUAAUUUCAUUUUCUCCCUUCCUAUAUGUGGCACUUUCUCAAAAUAUCCAGAAAUACUUUUAGACAAAGAUUGAGCAGGAGAAAGAGAUACAAAUUUCCAUCCCCCCAGACAGAGAGACAUGUUUCCAUUGUAAGGAAGCACUGAACAUUUUGAAACUUGUGAAUCAUCUUUAGAAAUUUCUACAGGGGAAUUUUACCUCUUCAUCCAAAGUAAAAGCCACUUAGCUCCUUUGGUUUCCUGUGACAGAUCCAGAGGCACACGCAGAUAGACAAUUUCCAGGCUCUGGUUCAUCUUCCAAUAGUUACGAACAAUGGGCUAACGGGCGUGGAUGUUUCUCCAAAAAUUAUUCAUGCACAAGGCAGCCCAAAGCUUCAGGGAAAACUGGAAAUGUUUUAUGGAUUAGAAAAGGACUGUUUUAAAAUGCUAGUACCAGGUGGAACGUUAUUUCUGCGACAGAACUCUGUCCAUUUCCUUUGGAAAAAUAUAUUCCAAGUAAAAUGGCUCUUCCAAGUAAUGGCGCCCUGAUCUGACAACUUUCAGCACAUCAAUGAUUUUACCAAUAGCCAUAUGAUUAUCAUUAAGGCCUUUUAAAAAACGAUCUGUUUGAAAAAGACAGAUUAAAUACAGCCCUUUGUACGAUGUUUAUUUGCUUAAAACCUCUUUUGGAAGUACAAAGAAUAACUCUUUUGUGAGAACCCCCAAGAGAAAUUGAAAAAUUUGAACAAACGCAUUACUUAAAAAAAAAAUCUACCACUCCCUUCAACCCCUCCAGAAAAUGAAUUUCAAUGUGUUCACUGAAUUAUCUUGAACCUGGAAACCACAUUUGGCUAUCGGUCCCCAAGCAAAGGCUUAUAUUUACAGAACUUGAACAAUCCUACAAUUAUAUCUCAAAUGUGAAGGUUUCGUACAGUAAUAUUUUCACUUUCUAAACAACCCACACAACAUUCAGGAAUUAUUAACAUGUAUGUAUAUUUUUUAAAUACACAAGGUUCACCAGGUCUGCAGAAAAGACAUAAAAACUUUUCCCACUCUACAUUGAGGUAAAUACUACAGAAACAUUCCAGUGUUUUGCGAUACAAUAUUUUGGCUUAUCACACAUCAGAUGCUAGAAUGUGCAAUGCAAGUCAAAAAAAGCUGACAUACGAAACAAUUCUCAUUUGGCUCAGGGUUCUUAAAUGUCAUACGAUCUCGGGAUACAAUAUACUUUUUGGUCUCUGAUGUACUGGUAUCCUUAUAAUCCCUUCUGGCUUUGGUUCCUAACAGCCAGGCACUGUCAGCGUGAAUUAUAAACUUCCAACCCCCUUUAAAAUCAAGACGGUAGUUGAUCAUACUCAGUCUUUCUACUGGUCAACCAGCUCUUACUCUGCGGAGUGCUCAUAGCUUUUUAGGAAAUUUGCGUCAACCAUGUUUACAUUACAUAUUUGCCACCUUGCGUUAAUUCUAGAUUUUUUUGUCCUUUUAGAAAAGGCAGUGAGGGAGGAAGGGCGGAGUGAGUCAGGAGAAUUACAUUCAUCCUUGCUCUGCAGGAAAGUGUUUAUUUGCCAGCGAAGAAAGGCGAACACAUUUUUAUAUUAGGAGAGCAGACUGGUCAUUUUCAAAGAAAAAUGGCUGUAACCAUACCUGUAGAAUGUUUCUGUGCAAGCGCACUAAUUUUCUAUCGCCUGCAUGCUGUAUAUAAUACAUUUGCCUGUAUACUAGGAGAAAAAGCCAGGCCGUUUUCCUUGUGUACAAUGCAGCUUGGGUGGCUGGGAACCUAAGCCUUCCAUACAUUUUUAUACUGUACAUAUUUGUAUAUACUAACUAUAUCGCCAUGUAUGAACACAGAUUUUGUUAUAUUUGCUCGUUUCUGUUUCCUACCAAACUGGCCCACAAUGGGGAUUCUUUUGUACAGAAAAAAAUAUGCUUGUAAUUUUUUUCCUGAUCAUUCUCUUUCAAUAGCUUAUGAAAGAAUUAGAUCUGAGUUUACAAAGAAAUUAUAAGAACCAAGUUUGUCUGUCUGCAUGAGUCCCAUCCAAUUGUUGGAUCUACAGAGGAACCAAGUCGUAAUUCAGAGUUUUCCUUGAAAGGCAUGCUUUACCCCUUGGGAAAACUGCAAACUCAUCCAUGUAGAAUUAUGCUCUUUGUAUUUUAUCUAAUAGUGCCUGAAAAUUUUUUUUAAAUGUCUUCUUAGAGGAAGAAUUCAUAAUUGUCAAAAUUUGAAACAUUAGCUUAAUUUUGUUUUUAUGACCUCGCAAUCCUUCUCCUUAUUUAUUCGGUUGCUGUUGUAAUGGGGCCCCAGGCCAUUCCUGACAUCGGCGUGUUCUUCUCCUGCAUUAAGGACGUUUUUAAAAUUACAGAGAUUACUGAGCCAACAGGCUGUUUUAAUCAAAAUCAUGUUUCACUUGUUUUUGAUGAUUAUAAAUUGUCCUUGCAAUGAAAAAUAAUAAGUUUUCUGCUAGGAAAAUUAUACCACCCUGUGGCCAAACAGAUUCAUCACAGAUUGGCAUCUAUGCUCACUUCUCUGGGAUCUGGAACAUUCUUCCCUGGACUGGCCACACUUUCUUUUACUCCCCAUCGUCCCGAAUGCUACUGCUCAAUGCAGUCACUAUUUGCAAAUGUCCAAAGGCUUGGCCGCGUCGUCGUCGCUGCCCAAAGACGAACCACCCAGCUGGAAGUGACGGCUUUCCAGCUUGGAAAAAAUGCAGGGAUUUUCAGAAAAGGUGCUCCUGCUUUUGGCCCUUGAUGCCACCAUCCUGUCAUCCCUCCAAAAUUACCAACAAUCUGGUCUUGAUAUCUCAUAUAACUUAAAUCAGGUCAAAAGAAACAUUCGGAUCAGCCCCUUGCUGAAUAAAAAUCACUUUGUUUGGGUGCAUUUCAGAUGUAUGCCUGUGUAGGAUGCUGCCACAUUGAAAUUAUCUCUAGAAGGAGAGGGUUUUUUUAAUAUAAUUUUACCACUAGAAAUAAAUUCUGAUGGUGGAGAUGAAGAAAAUCCUUAGAUUAUAUCACAGAAGCCAUUAUUUUUUACAUCUAAAGAGUUUUCUUUUUUUUAAGGAAAAAUCAUUCUACUUUGAGAACUGUAAUUAAAGCCCUAAAUAAUAGAUGCUACUUCUUUUAGCUAUUGUGAAAAAAUGACAAUACACUCGCCAAGGAUAUAUGGAGCCCCUCAUUUCCAUCAAAAAGGUUUCUAUAAGUGUAUUAUUUACAUUUUUUAACAUGAUAACUCUUCUUUGUGACGAAAAAAGGUCUUUUUUCUCCCACUCAGCAGUUAUUGGAAACAGACUGUUCCCAUCUGAAACCUUAUCAUAAUUUGCAUCAGGAAACCCAGCUGCCGACAUUAAGGAUCUGGGUGUGUUCAAUUAUGAUUUUGCUGGAGGCUGUCCCUCAUUUAAUGCUGCAGACGUUGAACCACCUUUCUGAAACCUGGCUGAUACAGUGGAGCAGAGACAGGCCUCCCAACACCAUUAGCUUUGCAAAUGGCUUCAUUUUAGUCAACAUUGACUUCCACUUUGGCCGACUGAAAAAUGAAAAUUAAAGAAGAGAAGAAGAAAGAAAAAAAACACACACAGAUGCACUUAAAACAUGAAAAGAAUUAUUUAUAUGAUAAAAAUAUAUUUAGAUUUUCAAAGCACAAGACUGAAUGGAAGUGCUCUUUUUAUGCUUUCUGAAGAUGUUACUGUUAAAUGUCUUUCUACAUCAGGCUUAAUAAAUCUGUAAUGACAUUUGA